Motacilla alba alba is the source of this 3566-nucleotide messenger RNA. It is a transcript of the gene VWA1, whose product is annotated as von Willebrand factor A domain containing 1. The coding region runs from base 539 to 2047 and encodes 502 amino acids. The record is from RefSeq and is a predicted model, not a curated record. Gene Ontology annotation, molecular function: protein binding. NCBI's taxonomy places the organism in Eukaryota, Metazoa, Chordata, Aves, Passeriformes, Motacillidae. The transcript is spliced from 7 exons.
UCCUCCCAGAAGAUUAGCCAACAUUCCCAGGGCAGGGCAGCCUUUCCCACUCUUCCUUUCCUUUAUAAACGCCUUUUCCCUUCUUCUAGCUCAUUCCACACCAGCACAACUUUGGAUUUCUCGCAGCUUUUCUUUCCUUUUUUAUUUUUUUUUCCCCCUUCUCUAGUUACUGGCUUGCUGCCGCGCCUCUCAGAGCCAAAGUUUUAUCCAUAUAAAAGAGAUAUAUAUUUUAUUUAUUUUUUUUUCCCCCAAACCAAGCCCAGCCGCACAAGGACUAAACCCCGCUCCUGGGGCGAGCUUAACUCGGCGAAGGAAGAGCAGCAGGAGCCGCCUCUGCUCCAGCCCUGGCUGCCAGCAUGGAUUUAUGGCUUUAAAACCAGUGUGAGGGGGAAGGAAGGGAAGAGAAUUCCCUGCAGGAGCCCGGCGGAGCUGCGGCAUGGCUCGGGGAGCUGCUGCCGCCGGACCAUGACCGAGCUGCGGCUGCUGCCGAGCCCCCGCAGGUGGAUCUGGGCUAGCUCGGCCACGAUCGGGCUCGGCUAUGUUGGCCAGGGUGGUGCUUUCCCUCCUGCUGGGGCUGCGCUGCGCUGCGGGACAGGGCGCACCUGAGCCAGCUCCCCAGCCAUCCAGCUCCAACACGGAGGGGGACCUCCUCUUCCUGCUGGACAGCUCUGCCAGCGUCUCCCGCUAUGAGUUCUCCAAAGUCAAGGAAUUCAUGUGGGACCUUUUGCAGCCUUUCACCUUCGGCCCCAGGGAUGUGCAGACCAGCAUCAUCCACAUCAGCACCACUCCCACCAUGGAGUUCCCCUUCGACCGGCACCUGACCAGCGGCACGCUGAGAAAAGCCAUCAGGGACACGCGGCAGCUCAUGGGUGACACCAACACGGGCAAAGCUCUGUCCUACGCCAAGGAAAAGCUCUUCAGUGGCCAGGCCGGGGCCCGGCCAGACGUGCCCAAGGUGCUGGUGUGGGUGACGGAUGGCUUCUCCACGGAUGACAUCUCCGAGCCCAUGCAGCUGCUGAAGGACAUGGGGGUGACCGUGUUCAUCGUCAGCACCGGCCGCGGAAACUUCCUGCAGCUCUCGGCCGCUGCCAGCCAGCCCUCAGACAAACACCUGCACUUUGUGGACGUGGAUGACCUGCCCAUCAUCACCAAGGAGCUCAGGGAUGGCAUCCUAGAUGUCAUCCAAGCCAACCGGCUGCACGCCACCGAUGUCACCUCCAGCAGCUUCCGCCUGGUGUGGCCCCCGCUGCUGUCGCAGGACACCGGCUACUACAGCCUGGAGUACGGCCCCGGAGCUGACCCCGCGGCCAGGAGGACACUGCAGCUCUCCGGGGCGCUCAGCAGCCUCGUGCUGCAGAACCUGGCUCCAGAAACCACCUACGAGGUGGCCCUGAUCCCCGAAUCCAACGUGCACUACUUCCCCCCCCAGAGCACCAGGGUCACCACUCUGCCAGAGGAAAUCAGCCCAGCUCAGGUCGUCAUCUCACACUCUGGGCCUCGCAGCUUCCACGUCAGCUGGGCUCCCGUGCUGGACAGCGUGGCCACCUACCAGGUCCUGUAUGGGCCACUCCCAGGGAACUCAGCCAAGGUGCUGCAGGUGGAUGGGAGCCACAACAGCACCGUGGUGGAGCACCUGGCACCCAACACCACCUACCUGGUGACAGUGACUGCCGUCUAUAGAUCCGGGAAGGAGAAAUCCCUGUCAGCCAAGGCCUGCACCCUGGAAGAGGGCUCCAGGGUGAGGCACCUCCGCUUCGAGGACGCGGGUCCCAACAGCCUGAGAGCGUCGUGGGACGCCGCGGCCGGGCCCGUGCUGGGUUACCGGGUGCGCUGCCGGCGGCAGAGCGGCGCCUCCUCCGCGCUCAGCGUGUCCCCGCAGGUGCACAGCGUGCUGCUGAGCGACCUGCCCUCGGGCAGCAGGGGCAGGGUGUGUGUGCAGCCCGUGUACAGCAACCAGCCUGGCAAGAGGCUGUGCCGCAGCGUGCACAGGCAGCCAGCUACAGAGGCCCAAGGAUACAGGCACAGGGAGCGUGGCAGGCUGCAGUGAGCAGACUCCCAGCAGAGAAGGGACAAAGAUUUGGACAAAAAGGAGUCAGGGGAGGACCAGCCUCAUCUGCCAGCCUGUGCUGUCCCUGGAGGUGACAGCCUGUGCUUGUCCAGCCCACAGCCUGACCCAGCCAAGCUCUCCCACAGUUUAAAGGCUCGGCCUGGCUGGAUGGAGCAGCCAGAGUGACAAAAAAUGCCAAAUCUGCCCCCAUUUCGUAGAAACACGAGUGACAAACGAAGGCAAAGUGGGGAUCCUCGCUCUUGCUUGCUUGCUGCCUCUUCUCUGGUGGUUCAAGGUCAUGCAGGUUUCUUUUUGCAGCUUAUGAGCACAUCCAGGACUUGGCUGCUCAGCUCAGAGGAAGGUUCCACCUGGCCAAAUCCACUCCUGAAUCCAAUCCAGUCCCUCCAGGGAACCUGGGAGGAAGGAGAGGGCAGGAAACCCGAAAUCCUGGGCAUGUGCUUCCCUCCAGGGCUCUCAGCUGAGCUCCAGGAGCAGCUGAGAGCCCAGAAAACCCAGACAAAACCAUCUAAAACAUUUCUUUUUGUUUCUGUGCUCCUGCCUGGAUCCUUGCUCUGGCAUUCCUGCAACCCCUUGUCACCAAAUGGGAGUGCUGCUGUCCUCGUGGAGAUUAAUUAGCCUGUCCUGUGGCUAAUUACAGGCAAUAAUUCUCCAGCACUAUCAUUCCUCUGCACUCUGAGCACACACAGCACGUCUCUGGUGUCUUGUCUUGGGCUUCCACCCAGUGCUAAGCUUAAGCUACACUUAAAAAUCAGAGUUUUUAAGAGAAAAGAGCAAAUCUGAUCAUUUCCCUUUGCCCCUAAGCUUGAACUCACUGUCUCUAAGCCACUCUGGAAAGGGGAGCUGGGGGGGAAAAAAAAGACAAAUGAAUUAUAAAUGCCUAGUGACCAAGCAAAUGGUUUCAAAGUUCAGGGCUUAGGGCUGUAAAGAAACGUAGAUAUUUCUCUGCUCAACCCCAGCAUCAGUGGGAACACCCUCCCUGAGUAACUCUUGCUCUAUUUUAAAUUUAUUGCUUCUCUGUCCUCCGUGUGGAACUUGGUUUUGAAGCAGUGCUGUUUGUGGAGAGCCCCGUGCAGCCCCACAAACCCUUCUUUAAACAGCUCAAAGCAGCUCCUUUUGGAGCUGAGAGGAACUUUUCUCCCUGACUUUGUCUGCUGAGAGCUGAAUCCUUCAUCUUCACCUUUCCGGAGCGUUUUUCCUUGGGCUGCCUUGAGGAGAGAGGGAGAGAAGGGAGGUGAGUCAUUCAUUAACUCUACAAAGGGAUUUUCAGGUGAUUUGUGCCCUCCUCUGGAAUGUGCAUUUGUGACUGAUUCAUCUCGGUGCUGAAAGGAUCACAAAGGCCCUGGAACUGCUCAUGCAAUAAAAAUGAUUUUGUUUCUUCUUGCUGUAGGACAGAAAUUAAGUUUGCACAACUCCCUGCAUAGUUUAUUAAUGCAUUAAUUUUCAUCUCUCCCCCCCAGUUGUAACACUUUUGAAGACAAUUAAAUAUAAAUACAAGAGC